CAGCAACAUCAGCGGCGCCUGGCAGAGCCGCAGCCGCGACACCUGGCUUGGAACUGCGCCUAGGAGCACCGCAGGAAGAGCGGCCGCAUCCCCACGACGCCCGAACCCCCCUUGGCGGACGCAGAUUAACCACCAUGGGGAAAUUCCUGGUGACCUGCUGGAUAGCAGUUUUCCUUAUUCUGCUGCAAACUGAUGUCUCCCUUUCUAAAAAAGGAAAGGGCAAACCCGGUGGUGGCUGGAAUACCGGGAGCCAUCGGCAGCCCAGUGGCUAUCCACAGAACCCCGGUUAUCCACAAAACCCCGGUUAUCCACGCAACCCCGGUUAUCCACACAAUCCUGGUUAUCCACAAAACCCUGGUUACCCACACAACCCAGGUUAUCCCAGAAAUCCUGGCUACCCACAAAACCCUGGUUAUCCUGGAGGAGGCAGCUGGGGCAGUUACAACAGCAAGCCAUGGAAGCCUAAGCCACCCAAACCCAAUAUGAAACAUGUGGCAGGAGCAGCGCUGGGAGGAGCUGCAGUGGGAGCUGUCAGUGGCUACCUCUUAGGCAGCGCCAUGUCUAAUAUGAAUUUCCGUUUUAAUAACUACGAUGAACAACGGUAUUGGUAUGAAAACCGAAAUCGCUAUUCUGACCAAGUUUACUAUCCAAAGUACGAUCAGUCCAUGUCAAGAGAUGUCUUUGUGAGAGAAUGCGUCAACGUCACUGUGAAAGAGUUUAUUGAACCCACUGGAAACCAAACAGCAGAUGAGAUGGAAAGGAGGGUUGUGACCCGAGUGGUACACGAAAUGUGCACAGAGCAGUACCGGCUGGUGUCGGGCGUUGCUAUCCUUUUUGCUAACCCUUCCAUGCUUUUAAUCAUCACAUUUGUCAUUUUUUACCUGAUACCCUGAGGUGGCACUGAUGAAGCUUCCACCUGGUUGUUGAUCUCACUCAGAAGGAAUAAGAUUUAUAUAAAAGCAACAUUUUUGUGGAGAACAUCUUCUUGCUUAUGCACCUCUUUGAUGGGAGCAUCCGUAAGAGCUACUGUGUCUACUAAGUGUUAAUGAACAUACACACUGCCAAGCGUAAUACUCCUCUGAGAGCUGUCUUUGAUUCUGUAUCUAGUGGAACAAAAUAGCUUAUAAGGAAAGAGACCAAGGUGUAAUUUUGUUAGGGGAGUGAAUGGAUCAAAAUCCAUCCAUCGUCAGAGCUAAUUUAGCUUAAUUUAAAACAUAAUAAAGCUUCCUUUCCAAUCUAUCCCCAUUAUAUGGACUUCUUACUGAAGCAUUGCUAGCUUUGAGAGUAUUCAUUAUAAUACAGAAGGCAGAUUUCUAGAGAAUGAAAAUGUUUUCCCGUUCUUCAAUAGCAUCCCUGAGAAUGACUUCCAAUAUUACAUAAUACAGGGGUUAAAGAUUGACAGGAGGUCUACGGGUUCUCAUUUUUACACUUGCUCUUGCAGCAAAAUGUGCAAACUAAAGGUAUAAAUUGCCUGGAGAAACUGCCUCAGGGCAUAGAGCAGGGCAUUAAAUAAAUACUGUGUGAAGCCAUUCUAAUGCUCCUAUUUUUGUUUAAAUUCCAGACAGUCCUGUUAUCUUAACAGCAAAGAGAUAAAACAUGGUUGUAAUUUCAGGGAGCAAGGUGUCCUUCCACAAAGACAUGUCCUACACUUCUGGUUCCAUGCUUUAGCAAACAGGGCUGCACAUGGGGCUGCCGAUCUUGGUGGGCUCUAUGUAUGCGCAAUGGGACGAUCCAUUGGAAUCUUGGUGUGAAUGCAUUUUACCUGAGUUGUUGAGCAUGAUCUUUUCAUAGGCAGUGAACAACAGAGCCAGGGUCUUUACGCAGAGCUAUUCCCUACACGUAGCAGUGAACCAGAUUGUCUCAAAAGGUUGCACAGACAGCACUUCCUGUUGGUUGUGUGUCGUGGAAGUAGGCCACAAGAAGUUGUAUGUCACUUAUGCCAGAGAGAACUUGUAUGUCACUUAUGCCAGUGGUUACAAAAUCUCUUGUAUGCUUUUCAUGAAUAUGAAUGUAACUGAAAUAUUUUUUUUUAGUUGAAGAGAAAUUAUUACCAUAAUCAUGAAAAAAUAUUAUUAAAAUACUAACUAGCCAUAUAACCAUAGUAUCUAGAAUUUCAGAGGUCCCACAGAAAAGUCCUCUUGUUGGUACAGUAUCCGCACAUGAAAUACAUGCAUGGCCUAACUUUCCUUCUCUUUUCAUUAGGAAAGGUUCUAUUCCAUUCCCUACAAUUCACACGUCACUUACUGCCCAAUGAUUUUAUUAAUAGUUAUGUAUAUUCACAGAGACAUCUGGAUUACACCCGAAUUUACAAUAACAAUUAGUACACAGGAAUACAGAAUACAUGAAACUGCCUUAUAUUGAAAGGACAAUUAGAACAUAAGAAGAGCACUGCUGGACAGACCAGUGAUCCAUCAGCAUUCUGUCUUGCACAGUGACCUGUUACUCUGGAAGGCCAACAACAAAGCAUAGGAGCUGAAGGUGUCAGCUAGAAAUCUUUCUCACCACCUAAGCUGACUUCUUAAUUAGAGACACACCAAGGCUUGAACCUGAGACUUUCUGCAUUCCAAGUGCAUGGUCUACCACUGAGCCACGCCUCCUCCCAAGUUAACUUCUAUUAAAUCAAUGUAAAUAAUUGAUGAUGGUGCCCAGGUGAGCCUGACCUUGUCAGAUCUCAGAAACUAAGCAGGGUCGACCUUGGUUAGUAAGUGCAGGGGAGAUCUCUAGAAGACUAGGGUUGUAGAGGCAGGCAAUGGCAAACCACCUCUGUUAGUCUCUUGCCUUGAAAAUCCCACCAUAGCCCAUCAGCUAUGACUUGAGGGCACUCUCCACUACCAAUUGAUGAUGAGGCUUGGAACAGAGAACCCAGCUGAAUUUACUGGGAUUUGUUUUAUUGACCUCAUUGAGAUCUGGAUCAAAUUUUAAGAACCAACCAAACAUUCAACCAGAAUCAUUCCAAAGUUGGCCUAUAUGGGUAAGCUCGUUGUGUUAAUUGAUAGCACUUAUAUGUGAUUUGCCAGGAGUUUUGUGAAGCCAAGAACUCCAGGACGGGGUCUGAAUUAUUUGGAGAAUCAACAAUUGGGAUAACAUUGAUGCAGAAAUGGAAAUUCAAAACCUGAUCUUUUGUCCAUUUUGACUUGUAUAAUUGGGCAUAAAAUUUGACUGUUAGGAGGAGCAUAUUAACAGUCAAUAGAGUGUAUGCAAUUCAGCCGUCUAGCCAUAUUUAACCUUAAAAUGACAGUCAAAUGAAAGUCUACAAUUUGGAUUGUAUUAAUUCUGUCUAUUCUACCGCUAAUGGCCUGUUGUAUUUAUAAGUGGGUCCAUUCUUGCUAAUCUAUAUUUCAGUAGACUCACUGAUAACACUGUUUGUAUGAAAGUAGAGGUUUUUUUAAAGUGUAGUCUCAAUGUAAAGUUUGUACAGUUCUGCUUCUGAAUAUAGCUAACGUGCUGUAUCUUUUUGCAAAACUGGCUGACGGUUGCACAAAGCCAGUUUUAAAUAUUGCUGCUUUGAUGCCAUUGAAAGAGGUCUCUACUAGAUCAAUGAGAAAAAGCACAAGCAAAAAAAAAAUUAAGCGAUUUGUCCCAUGUGAUGAGAGCAUUUCGUAACUUUGUAAUUUUGCAUGUGCUUCAUUUUGGUUUUCAGAAGGCAUUUUUAAAAAUGUUUGUUAUUGGAUAUAAAUAAAUCACGCCAAAGGCU
Eublepharis macularius is the source of this 3694-nucleotide messenger RNA. RefSeq names its product prion protein (gene PRNP). Gene Ontology annotation, biological process: protein homooligomerization. The record is from RefSeq and is a predicted model, not a curated record. Bases 135 to 893 code for a protein of 252 amino acids. NCBI's taxonomy places the organism in Eukaryota, Metazoa, Chordata, Lepidosauria, Squamata, Eublepharidae. The transcript has 2 exons. Gene Ontology annotation, cellular component: membrane.